AUGGAGCAAAGCUCUCUGACAGAGGAGAUCAGGAUUGAACUGGAGGAGAUUGAGGAGCAGGAGGAGGAGGAGGAGGCAUCUCUGCCGGAGCAGUAUGGAGUAAGUCCUGACCAGUUUGCGGUGGCUGUACCCGUGGAGCAGAGCGCGGGGCAGCCAGAGGAGAAAGAGGCCCAUCCCGGACCCAGAGACGGCCGUGCAUCUCUGGUCAAAGACAGAGACCCAAAGGGAAUCAAUAAAAGUCUCAAGGUCACCUUUGAAGAUGUGAUAGCAGAGCCUGUAUCAGUGCAUAGCUUUGAUAAGGUCUGGCUUUGGAGCCACGCCCUGUUUGAGGUGUCUCGACUCUGGUUCUACCGAAUCAUCUCUCUGGUGCUGGCCGUACCCGUCGCCCUAGUGGCCGGGAUCCUCUUCGCCAUCCUCAGCUGCCUCCAUAUAUGGUUGAUUGUUCCCAGUAUGCAGAUCCUCCUGAUAAACAUGCACUGGGUGAAGACGGUGUGGGCCAGUGUGUUGGACAUUGCUAUCUCUCCGUUCUUCAGCAGUGUGGGCAGAUGCUUUGGAGCCAUCAGUAUUCGUCUGGCCCAGGACUGA
Chanos chanos (milkfish) is the source of this 585-nucleotide messenger RNA. RefSeq names its product caveolin-2-like. Lineage: Eukaryota; Metazoa; Chordata; Actinopteri; Gonorynchiformes; Chanidae. Bases 1 to 585 code for a protein of 194 amino acids. Gene Ontology annotation, molecular function: molecular adaptor activity. Gene Ontology annotation, cellular component: sarcolemma; caveola; focal adhesion. The record is from RefSeq and is a predicted model, not a curated record. The transcript has 3 exons. Gene Ontology annotation, biological process: regulation of cytosolic calcium ion concentration; caveola assembly; cell differentiation.